Mandrillus leucophaeus (drill) is the source of this 638-nucleotide messenger RNA. RefSeq names its product agouti signaling protein (gene ASIP). The record is from RefSeq and is a predicted model, not a curated record. The transcript is spliced from 4 exons. Gene Ontology annotation, biological process: melanosome organization; hormone-mediated signaling pathway; positive regulation of melanin biosynthetic process. Gene Ontology annotation, molecular function: neuropeptide hormone activity; melanocortin receptor binding. NCBI's taxonomy places the organism in Eukaryota, Metazoa, Chordata, Mammalia, Primates, Cercopithecidae. Bases 63 to 461 code for a protein of 132 amino acids. Gene Ontology annotation, cellular component: extracellular region.
ACAGAGAGCAGCCACUGGCGAUUUCCUGGAACAGGGCCCUGUAUAGAGAGAGGCCUCCUGGGAUGGAUGUCACCCGCCUACUCCUGGCCACCCUGCUGGUCUUCCUCUGCUUCUUCACUGCCUACAGCCACCUGCCACCUGAGGAGAAGCUCCGAGAUGACAGGAGCCUGAGAAGCAACUCCUCUGUGAACCUACUGGACUUCCCUUCUGUCUCUAUUGUGGCACUGAACAAGAAAUCCAAACAGAUCAGCAGAAAAGAAGCAGAAAAGAAGAGAUCUUCUAAGAAGGAGGCUUCGAUGAAGAAAGUGGCGCGGCCCCGGACCCCGCUCUCUGCGCCCUGCGUGGCCACCCGCGACAGCUGCAAGCCGCCCGCACCCGCCUGUUGCGACCCGUGCGCCUCCUGCCAGUGCCGCUUCUUCCGCAGUGCCUGCUCCUGCCGCGUGCUCAGCCUCAACUGCUGAGCGCGCCCUCUCCCGGCCGCGGGCGGGCAGGGCUUUGGGGACGCGGGGCGCUUUUCGGGCGGGUGAUCUCUAACAGGGCGGCUUCCCAGGACUGGGGGCGGGCGGAGGUUGCAGGAGGUGGGAGUUCAGGGAGACCUGGCUUGGGCUAAACUCGAAAUACAAUAUAUAUAGGCUGCU